AGCAAAGCUGUCUUCCAGAGAAGCAUCUACAUAAUCCCAUCCAUCCCGAUGGUGGAGUCGUUCAAGGCGAGCGGUAUCAAGGGCCUCUACUCUGCCCAGGGACUCCAGAACGCAUGGUUCGAACCAGCAGACAAGUACACCACCAACUUGAACGCGCUAAUUUCGCACGAGGAAUCAUCGGACUUUUUGAAGACCUUCCCAGCAUUGAGCACCAUUACCAGCCAAUUUGCAAAGAACGCUAAUGAGCUUGCCGUUUACAAUAACGCAACCUACUUGACGAACCUCCAGUUCUGCAUGGAAGCGUUGAAUGAAACCAGAGUUCUCAACGUCGACCAUAGCACACUCGUGUCUAAGCCAAACGCUGGUGCCUUGUUGAAGUCAAACAACGGCACCUAUACCAACACGCCGAUAGAGAACGGCGACUUGCACGAGUGGAUCGUUGAAUCGUUCGGCUCUCUUGAGGAAUUUAGAACCUUGUUGCUUAACCAAGCCCACGCCAUCAAGGGUGAUGGGUUCACAUGGUUGGUUGCCAACAAUGCGUCUGGCGACGCCAAGAGAAUGGAUUUGGAGAACUUGUUUGUGGUCAACACCUACAACGCUGGUGUUCCGGACGACAAUGUGCGCGGUGGCCAAAUGAACAAGUUGGCCGACCAACAGAAGGAAACUAAGCCACAGCAGGAGGAUAUCAAGAGCAUCGACGAGGAGGCUUUGGACCGCGCCAUGGAGACCAUUGGGACCGUGGAGUCCGUUUACGCAAAGGUAAAUCAGGGUAAGACCAACUACGUGCCUAUUUUGUGUCUCAAUGCGUCGCCAAAGGCAUAUUUGGCCGACUACGGUGUGUUCGGCAAGCGCCAGUACUUGGACAACGUCUGGGAGUGCAUCGACUGGGAGGUGGUUGAGAGAAGAGCCCCUUCCAGAGAGAAAAGAAGCUCGUCCUACAUCUAAGUAGGCGGCUCAUACAACGGUAUGCCUGUAUAUACAACAUGAUAAUUUCGCAUAAAUCUCGGUAGUAUGGGCUAAAACAAGGGGCACGAAACCGACCUUGUUCCAUAUCCAUGUGGCUUGGUUUAGCCAAUAGGAAUCAGGGCCGUAGCAGAGGAACGGCGAAAACGAUUUCUGAUUCUAAAAGCACCAUUUAACGCCAAUUACCAUUUGAUUACAGUGCUUGCACAAUCAAGGCUAUAUCUUCUUCAUCGUAGUUAUUGAUUCC
Messenger RNA from Babjeviella inositovora NRRL Y-12698, 1210 nucleotides. Its product is annotated as mitochondrial 37S ribosomal protein mS43. Gene Ontology annotation, molecular function: metal ion binding; superoxide dismutase activity. The coding region runs from base 49 to 945 and encodes 298 amino acids. The transcript has a single exon. Gene Ontology annotation, biological process: superoxide metabolic process. The record is from RefSeq and is a predicted model, not a curated record. NCBI's taxonomy places the organism in Eukaryota, Fungi, Ascomycota, Pichiomycetes, Serinales.